AGUCGCGUUUUUUUUUUUUCCCCGCGCAUGCGCACACGUGCUUCAUCUCUUCAGCCAUUUCGUUACUCGAGCAAUGGCGUCAGCGGUAUGCUGUCGGGCGGCGAUGUUUCCCACCAACGUGCACUGAAGUUCUUGCCCCAGCUCGGUUCUUCGGUGCUCGCCCUCGUCGUGAAUGUGAUCGCUGACGCACUCGAGGCACCAUGAUUUUCAGUUCGAGCGACGUGCUGACCCCCCAGCAGCUGAAGCGGCUCUCUGAGCACCGCUACAGCUGCUCCGGUUCUUCGUUCGUGGACCCAUUCAUGCAGCCUUUCUGGAACUGGGUGACGACCAAGUGUCCGCUGUGGCUUGCGCCCAACCUCAUGACCAUCACAGGACUCGCCGUGAACAUUGCCACAUCACUGCUGCUCGUUUGCUACAGCCCGACCGCGACGCAAGAGGUCCCCCGGUGGGCGUUCCUGCUGUGCGCGCUGGGGCUCUUCGUGUACCAGACGUUAGAUGCGUGCGACGGAAAGCAGGCGCGGAGGACGGGCACAAGCAGCCCCCUUGGGGAGCUCUUUGACCACGGCUGCGACUCCAUCUCCACAGUGUUUGUGGCCCUGGCGGUGUGUAUAGCGGUGAAGCUGGGCUACUACCCGUCCUGGAUGUUCUUCCAGUGCUUCGUGGCCAUUGCACUCUUUUACUGCGCCCAUUGGCAGACGUACGUCUCUGGAAGCCUCCGCUUCGGAAAGUUUGACGUAACGGAGGCGCAGUUUUCCGUGAUGAUCAUUCAUUUGGUAUCUGCCAUCUUUGGGCCUGGAGUUUGGGCAACACGGCUGCCCAUGCUGAAUGUGGAGCUGAGGCUGGUCCCAGUGGCGGUGGCGCUGUCGGUGUCCCUCAUCAUGUGCUACACGGACAUCGCCGUCAUUCUCUCGGGCGGGGUCGGGAAAAACGGGUCGACGGUUGCCGGCACGAGCGUGCUCUCCCCCAGCAUCCCCAUCGCCCUGGUGGUGGUGCCGGCCUUCAUCAUCUAUCAGAAGUCGACGACCAGCAUCUACGAGAACCACCCGUGUCUCUACAUCAUCGCCUUCGGCAUGGUGGCGGCCAAGGUCACCAACAGGCUGGUGGUGGCUCACAUGUGUCGAAGUGAGAUGGACUACAUGGACUCGAUACUGAUUGGUCCGGGUAUGCUCUUUCUCAACCAGUACUUCAACACCUUCAUCAACGAGUAUGUCAUCCUCUGGAUAUGUCUGGUCUACUCCGCGGCGGACCUGCUCCACUACUGCACGAUAGUGUGCAACCAGAUCUGCGGACACCUGCAGAUCCCCCUGCUGCGAAUUGCGCCAAAGUUUCCCCCCAGCCUGGUGGACCGAUCCCCUCCAAACCCGUCGCCUGACGUGCGCCGCCCAACAUCUCUUCUGCAACCCCACCGCUUGCGCUCUUGACAAGAGAAUGGGACGCCACGUUGACACGCAUUGUGGCACACCGCAUCCGCAGUGCCGCUUCUCGACCCUCGGCAAGGCGGGUUCGGCGGCGGCGAGAGACGACAACGCACCAGACUGCGAAAGUGACCGACGCCACGGAAGAUCGAAGAGAGUGUCGUCGACUCUAUCGUGAAAGCGAGACGGGCAAACCGUUUGUCGCAGACGUUGACUUUUCAUUUCCCUGGCUGUGCAAAACGGACUCAAAUUCGUCCCUUUCCGUCCUGAUGGGCGGAAAAUGUGUCGUACGGUUCAACCUUGCAUUUGGCGGAAGAGAGUGAGGGACAGUGCUCAAUGUGUGUAGUUUGUGGCCAGUUGCAAAGGUGUUGCAGUUGGUAGACUAGAGACUGUCUGCAUUUUCUUUGAAAAGAAAAAAAAAGCAGUUUCAUUUAUUCUUUUUUUUUUUGUCACUUUAUUUGGUUUUUGAUGUGAUGCAGUAGUGUGUUGACUAUAAAACUCUUUCAAAGAGAGCAGAACGAGACUCUGUUCUUGGUUUGAGAUUACGCAUCAAAAACAAAUGCUUUUUUUUGUCUUUUCUUGCUUACGCGUGAAUAUGUUCUCGUUUCGCAAGACACUUGUGAACCGCAGGUAUCUUUGGCGAGACUGCGCCGAUACUUGUAAGGGUUGUUUUAGGAUUUUACUUCGCGAGGUAAACAAAGUUGUGUCUCCCUCUAGCGAACAGAGGAACAAAACUGUGACAGCAUUUGUAGCCGUUUUUUUCUUUUUAGUUUGCCAAAAAUAAAGGGAAAGAGGUUAAGAUAUGCUAGGAGCCUGCAUUCCCAUGCCACAGUUGUGGAGUAGAAGUGAUGGAUUGUUUUAACUGUGUGAGAAGUCUGUGGGUAGGGCUGCAUAGAGGUUGCCAUAGUAAAGAGACCCAUCAGUGUGGCAGCGAGUUCAAAUGUCAUUGUGCCGCUGCCAGGCCCUUGUAUAUUUUAUCACUCUUCGCGUAGCGCGAGUUUUCAUUUGUGAAGGCUCUUCGGUGUGUGCCCACCCAGUCAAAGUGUGAGAUUUUGUAGGAGAGGAAAUAAAAGUCUAAGGUUGUUCCUA
Molecule: messenger RNA, 2504 nt
Organism: Ixodes scapularis (black-legged tick)
Lineage: Eukaryota; Metazoa; Arthropoda; Arachnida; Ixodida; Ixodidae
Gene: bbc
Product: cholinephosphotransferase 1
Exons: 9
Coding region: 201-1421 (406 amino acids)
Biological process (GO): phosphatidylethanolamine biosynthetic process
Cellular component (GO): endoplasmic reticulum membrane; Golgi apparatus
Molecular function (GO): diacylglycerol cholinephosphotransferase activity; ethanolaminephosphotransferase activity
Source: RefSeq, a predicted model, not a curated record